UAUCUAAAUUUAUAAAUAAAAAAGUCGUUAGCUUCUUGAAAUUAAAUCAUGAAUUCACCCCUCCUUCCAGUUGGCAGAUGUGAUACUCAAGGAAUCUAUUAAUUAAGGUUGUUAAAGAAUACAGCAAGGCUAAUCCGAUGAUUAAUGAAGAAACUUGAAGAAUCCUGAAAUGGGUACGUGUAAUUGUGUAGAUAUAAGAUGGACAAUGCUUCAUAUCUUUAUCUUUAUCUAGUAAAUAACACCAAAAACAAAUUAAUCUACUUGGGUAUAAAGAAGGAAAAUAAAAACAAGUGUAAUUUGGGUAAUGGGAUAGUACCACAGUCAUAAUUUUCUUGUGAAAACAUGCCUGUAUAGUCCUGUAAACAACUGACAAUUAAAUAGAAAAAAAUCCAAAAUCAGAUACCCAUCUUGAUCUCAAUUCACACCUCAAGUUGAAUUUUAUUGUCAAAGGUCCAAUAGAAACCAUUUUCAGGAGCAUGAGCAUCCCCUUUCUGUCACUGUUCGCAAAUAAAAACCCAAAAAUCAGUUUCUCAUUUGUCAACACCACAUAACAAAGCAAAACGCAACUUGAAGAGGAGCAGGGAAGAAAAUGAAGCUCGUUUGGUCUCCUGAAACUGCUUUGAAUGCCUAUAUAGAAACGGUUAAAUCAUGUGAACUCUUUCAUGAAUCCAGUGUGGCUGAGCUUGUUUCAGCCAUGGCUGCAGGAUGGAACGCAAAAUUUAUCGCAGAAACAUGGUCACAAGGUGGAGUUAUCGCCACAAGCAUUGGCUUAUCCGUUGCUAGUCGCUACACAGGUGGAAGACACGUUUGUAUAGUCCACGAUAUGCAGUCAAGACUUAAAUACGCAGAAGCCAUGGGAGAGGCUGGGAUGUCACCAGAAAUUCUAGUUGGGGAACCAGAGGAGGUUAUGGAGAAGCUAAUAGGCAUUGAUUUCUUGGUGGUGGAUUCGCAGCCGAAGGAGUUUGCAAGAGUGUUGAGGCUAGCAAAGCUCGGCAACCGGGGUGCAGUUCUGGUGUGCAAGAAUGCUAACUCAAGAGCUUCAAGUUUCGGAUGGAGAGGGGUGCUUGAAGGAGGGUCUCGGCGGCUGGUGAGGUCCGUGUUGCUGCCUGUUGGGAGGGGACUUGAUAUUGCACAUGUGGCUGCAAGUGGGGGAGAUUCAGGUUUAGAGAAGGGGGAGAAAAGAUGGAUCAAGCACAUAGAUGCACAAUCUGGGGAGGAACAUGUCAUUCGAAAGUAGUUUCCCAAAGGAGAGGAGAUGAUGAAAUUUUUUUCUAGUUGGUGUUUUUGCAGAGAGCUUUAAUUUGUAAACACUUUCUCUUCUGCUUAUCCUCUUUGCCUCUCCUUUUUGGCUUAGAAAGUUCUCUGUUCAUAGAUGCGAAUCACAAAACAUAUCUAUUAUAUUUUCAUCUUCUAAUUCUCAUGUAUGAAGUUAAAAGCUCUCCAAUACUUGCUCCUGAAUCAUGACCUUG
Molecule: messenger RNA, 1469 nt
Organism: Manihot esculenta (cassava)
Lineage: Eukaryota; Viridiplantae; Streptophyta; Magnoliopsida; Malpighiales; Euphorbiaceae
Exons: 2
Coding region: 590-1237 (215 amino acids)
Source: RefSeq, a predicted model, not a curated record